Prosopis cineraria is the source of this 1848-nucleotide messenger RNA. RefSeq names its product probable protein phosphatase 2C 10. Gene Ontology annotation, molecular function: protein serine/threonine phosphatase activity. Lineage: Eukaryota; Viridiplantae; Streptophyta; Magnoliopsida; Fabales; Fabaceae. The transcript is spliced from 6 exons. The record is from RefSeq and is a predicted model, not a curated record. The coding region runs from base 421 to 1269 and encodes 282 amino acids. Gene Ontology annotation, biological process: protein dephosphorylation. Gene Ontology annotation, cellular component: cytosol; nucleus.
UGGUUCAAGGACGCGAGGCUGCUUUUCUCCUUGGUUUUGUCAAAGACUUCAGAAGACUCCGAAAACGGUUUCAUAUGACACAGCAUUGUGGUCUUAGGUUACCCCUCAGGAUAUUUUUUCUUAUCAUCCGUGUUGAAGAAAAGCUUGCAAAUGUUUUGCCCCUUCUCUAUGGUUCUCGAAUAUCAUGCGUUUGAUCUAUUUCAUGUUCGAACUGACUAGGAGGUGAAAGAGCAUGAACUAUCCAGCUAAGGAAGACCGGGUCGAAACUUUUUCUAAAUUUUGAUUGGUCCCCUCGUGAUUCUGGAGGAAGUUUUGUGACCGCGGCAGGUGGGUUUGCUUCGAAUUUUAAUUCAAGCUGUCCAUCAAGUGGUCUAUGUUGACAACUGGUUGAAAAUUUGAACAACUUGUUCAGCUGUUUUCAUGGAUAAAUUAUGUUGUUUUAAGUCUUCCUACUCUCAGCUUGUAGCUUCACGUUCUUCAUCAAGCACGGGUAAGGGGAAAAAUAAUGAAGGAUCAAUAAAGUAUGGUUUCUGUCUAGUAAAAGGAAGAGCUGAUCACCCAAUGGAGGAUUAUCAUGUUGCAAAGUUUGUGCAGAUUCAGGGAAAAGAGCUGGGGUUGUUUGCUAUUUAUGAUGGCCAUUUAGGAGACCGUGUACCUGCUUACUUACAGAAACAUUUGCUCCCCAAUAUCAUAAAGGAGGAGGAAUUUUGGGAAGAUCCCACUGGAUCCAUCUCAAAAGCAUACGAGAGAACAGAUCAGGCAAUUCUUGCGAAUAGUUCUGAUUUGGGGCGUGGUGGGUCAACUGCUGUAACUGCAAUAUUGAUCAAUGGCCAAAGGUUGUGGAUAGCUAAUGUUGGAGAUUCACGAGCAGUUCUUUCAAGAAAAGGUCAAGCUGAGCAAAUGACUAUAGACCAUGAGCCCAACACAGAACGGGGCAGCAUUGAGAAUAAAGGUGGUUUUGUCUCCAACUUGCCAGGUGAUGUGCCUAGAGUAAAUGGACAAUUAGCUGUAUCACGUGCCUUCGGAGACAAGAGCCUCAAGACACAUUUGCGGUCAGACCCUGAUGUACGGAAUACUGCUAUAAAUUCUGAUAUCGAUAUUUUAAUCCUGGCAAGUGAUGGACUGUGGAAGGUUAUGUCUAAUCAAGAGGCAGUUGAUGUUGCUAGAAGGAUGAGAGACCCACAGAAAGCAGCUAAGCAAUUAACGGCUGAAGCAUUGAAAAGAGACAGUAAAGAUGAUAUAUCUUGUGUUGUGGUUAGGUUUAGGUGAUGACAUCCAUGUUUCUUGCUGGGUGCAGUUUAUACAAAAAAAAAUUAGGUUAUCUUUGCAGGGCUUGCCAAUUUAUGAAAUGGACUAAACGACAUACAUAUAUAUGACUCACACUACAUACUCAGGUGGGUUAAUCUUGAAUGAGUACUCCUGAAUCAGCGACACGCGGUAGAAAAUGUUAACAAGGGUUUAUUCAGCUAUAAAACUACCUGCUUGAUGAGGUUGUCGGGUUUGAGAUUGUUUGAUUUCUUUCUUUGAAGGUUGAUGGGAAUCUGCUGUAUAUUUGGUUCGUUUAUUCUGCACGUGACCAGUGGGCUCUGUGUCGGUAAGGAAAAUGCGUCUUAUGGGGAUUGAUUUUAUACAAGUUUGAAUGGAGAUUGUUUUGAGAUUGAAAUGGACAAGACACGGAUCUUUGACUCUCUUCUAUGUUGCAGCAUGGGAGGGGGUCUUAACUAAAGAGUGGCAAGUUGAUCUGUAUUUUGUAUGUAGAGAUGCAAAUCAGUGUGCUAAUAUCAUGGCUAGGUUAUCUCAUAACUUGGUGACCUUCGGAUCUUCAAUUAUUCCCGAUCUUGGUGUGAA